Molecule: messenger RNA, 1749 nt
Organism: Trichoderma citrinoviride
Lineage: Eukaryota; Fungi; Ascomycota; Sordariomycetes; Hypocreales; Hypocreaceae
Product: cation efflux protein
Exons: 3
Coding region: 1-1749 (582 amino acids)
Biological process (GO): intracellular zinc ion homeostasis; zinc ion transmembrane transport
Cellular component (GO): membrane
Molecular function (GO): zinc ion transmembrane transporter activity
Source: RefSeq, a predicted model, not a curated record
AUGGCAAACUCCUCCUCCCGGUGGGCGUGGUCCAAGAGCACCCGCAUCAAGGUCAUGAUCGCUAUCGACACGGCCUUCUUCCUGCUCGAGCUGAUUUGCGGAUUUCUGGCGCAUUCCCUGGCGCUGACGGCCGACGCCUUUCAUAUGCUGAAUGAUAUCAUCUCGCUGGCAAUCGGACUUUGGGCGGUCAUUGCCUCACAAAAAGCUACGACCGACGAGUUUACCUUUGGCUGGGUUCGAGCCGAGAUCCUCGGUGCCUUCUUCAAUGCCGUCUUCUUGAUCGCGCUUUGCGUCUCCAUCAUUCUCGAAGCCCUGACUCGCUUCGUCGAGCCGCCCGAAAUCAACAACCCGAAACUCAUCCUGAUCGUGGGCUGCGCCGGCCUCUUCUCCAACCUCCUCGGCUUUGUCGUCUUGGGAGGCCACGGACACGACCAUGGGCACGAUCAUGACCACGAUCACGACGGCGAAGAGGGGCACGCACACGGAAACGGACAAGACCACGGUCAUUCGCAUUCUCACGCCCAUGGCCAGCGCGACGGUGCUACAAGCAUCGCUGAUGAAAACGGGCCCGUUGGCGACGUGCUCCCUGAGGUGAUUGUCCAGAGAGCCAACAUGACAGGCCGCCGAGCUAGCACGGAGAGUCCCGAGACUGCUAGGCGCAUCCACUUCGGCGACGAAUCCACGAGCCGGGAUGAGUCGAACACCAGAGCAAGCCGAACCUCUGCCCAUUCCAGGGGCCGAGAUCACCAGCGCCAAUCCACCAAAGGUCACUCCCGCUUCUCCAGCAUCGAGGACAUGAGCAUCCACCCGGCCAGCUUUCGACAGGAGAUUCUCGCUGUUAGUAGGGCUGCAUCACACAAUGUCUGUGCAAGCGGUUCUGGCGACGAAUCUCCCAGUUCUGACACGGAGACUGAUCAUCCGAAUGAAACGUCACCACUCCUCCAGGACGCAAAGGGAUCCCGCCGUUCCUACUCCCGUAGAUCGACUUCGAAGAAUUCGAGAAGCCGGCGUGAUUCUAGCGUCCACAUCCACAAUGACCACCAUCACACUCUUCCCGUCAAGCCGGGCUCGAAAGUCAGUGGACACAACCAUGCCGACAUGGGUAUGCACGCCAUGCUGCUUCAUGUGAUUGGUGAUGCUCUGGGAAAUGUCGGCGUCAUCGUUACGGCGCUCAUAAUAUGGCUCACCGAAUGGCCUGGCAGAUUCUACGCUGAUCCGGCAGUUUCCCUGGUUAUCACUGCCAUCAUUCUCAAGACGUCCAUCCCUCUGACCCUUGCUACCUCUCGCGUCUUGUUACAAGCCACCCCCGAGAACAUUAGCAUUUCUCACAUUCGUCAAGACAUCGAGAGGCUUCCCGGCGUCGUCAGCUGCCACCACAUCCACGUCUGGCAGCUGUCUGAUACCAAGAUCAUUGCUAGUAUGCAUCUCCAGGUGUCAUUCUCGUUCGACAAGUACAGCGGGGAGAAGUACAUGCAGCUGGCUAAGAGAGCGCGGAGAUGCCUGCAUGCCUAUGGCAUCCACAGCGCCACCAUCCAGCCCGAGUUCUGUCUUGAUAACAAGCACCAGCACAAUGGCGACGCGGCUGCCCUCUCACUCGACGGAGCGUCUGAUGAACAGACUCGCGCUUGCCUCCUGGAGUGCGUCGAUGACUGCCAGGCAGAGGGAUGCUGUAUCGUUGAGACGUCCUCAGCGUGCUCAAGCCGACGGGACAGCGCAUCCUCCCACGAGGAACAUCAACACGAGCAUUGA